AUGAUCACACAUUCUUACCACUCCGCGCCCCCCAACACGCAAAAGCAGCAAUGGAUUUUGUCGUUACAAAAAGCAUCCCCUCUCUUCCCAUAUCUACCUACCCAGAUACCGUCCUACAUCUUCUUGCAUGAUCAAUCUGCAAUAACACUAAUUCUUAAUAACAGAGACGCAGGACACCAAUACCAAGUUUUUCUCAGCAUCGCUCCUGCAUCAAGCAUACCAAGAGUCCUCAAGAUGGUUUGGGGCAAAACCGCCAAGACAUACAAAAAGAAUCAGCAACAAUGGACAAAACCCCGAGCAAAUGUCGCAAAUGAGAAGUCCUACAAAAAGAACCAGCAAAUAUCCCGAGCGGAUAUUGCAAAUGAAACAUGGGGGACGGAACCAUGGGUGACUACACCUAGCAUGGGAGAGACUCCAACAACCAAUGAAGGCCAGCGACCUUACACCUGGGCAGAUGAUCCGGGCUCGAAAGUACCCGAGAAAACCCAAGAGCAAAUUCGCAAAGAGGAAAUGCUGGAAAAUCUGGAAGACUGGCCGUGGAAGGGAGCUCCGAAGAAGCUAAUUACUGUGGCUCCUUACUCCUUCAAUUCUCGUCCCGGUUCACGAUUACUCCUCCCCGAAGCAGAGCAGAAGUCUCCCCUGUUGAGACUUUUGGAGCAUGAUCUCAUACGUGAGAAAAUCAUGUUUCUCGUGCUGCAAAACCAUUUUGAUGCCGCCAACUUUUCUUCCACUUGCCGCUUGUCUUUUAAUCUCGUGUCUUAUCAAGUUGGUAUCUGGGAUUUCACGACUUCUUAUUUCAAUAAUUGCGAACUUCCCAGAAAGGGGCCCGGCUCUACGGAAGAGAGACAUCGGAUGGGCUACGUGCAGUCCGUUACCCUCGUAAGUCCAGUAAGGGGCCAUGAACCAGAAAUCACUUGUGAGGACGGGAAGAAUGAUUAUCUCUAUUCCAAACAAAUUGCGAGCCUCAGAACCAUGUGCCUCGCUAUGUACAAUUUCGCGGACUACUUUAAAAACCUACAACUUCACAGAAUCCCUUUUCUCACACCGGAUUUGCUUGCUCUGCUGAUCCCAAAUAUGCGGAACCUAGAGGUGUUGGGGGUUUAUAAAUGCCCCUUGAUUCACAUUGGACAUACCAUGAGGCUUUUGGAUAUCAUCAAGACGGACAAACCUCUCGAGAAAGAGAACCAGGUCUACCUGGAUUUCUUCCCCAACUAUCAUGUUGGCCCAAAGUACUAUCCUGGAUAUGCAUACCACACUGGGUCCUAUGGUGUUGUGUGGGACAAUUGGAAUGCGGAUACUCGCCUGGCUAUCUGGGCCUUGGUCUCACGUAUCCUCCCAAAGGCACUGGACCAAGGUAUUGACCUGACGGGACCCAAUACAGCGUUUCGAAAAUGGUUGGAGAAGUCUCCUUGCUGGCGUAUCGACGAGACGCUGAAGGAUCUCAUGGAUCCGACAAUCCGCCCCGUGAAGCUGGCAGUCUCGGUUGACUUCCCUCACUACCACGGCAGAGAGGAUUAUUUCACGAGCAAGAUCCCAAAUCGCCCAGAAAGCUGGGAGUGGGCCGUUCAGCAUUACAUCAGGGCAGCUAGAAAUGCCGGAGUGCUCUACCAAGAACAUCCACCCAUCAAGUGUCUAGGAUGCACCUUGAGCGACGACCUCGACGCUGAGACAGAUCACUACAAGAACAUCAAGCGCGAUAUCAUCCGCCGCUGGCUCGAGGACGAAGAAGGCCCUAACAUCACAGAUCUCGCACGAGCUCUUGAAGACUUCGAGGAGAAGAAUGUCGCUAGUGAUAUCGAGGCCCUGGACGAACGUCGAUUCAAGCAUAUGCAUCGCCUCGCCCCCGAGCUCUGCUAUGACCGCGAGUACGACGAGCGACAGAACGAGCUCACUCGUGCGGAGCUGGGCCGGCUCGGCCUCAAGAAUAUAGCCCCGCAAGUAGGCCAAUAUGAGCAAUGGCUAGAGGAGCAGAAGAAGGACGACGAAGAUAAGCAAUGGACCUGGUUCCGCUCAGAUCGCGUCUUUGGACAUGGCCAUGCCCACUGGUAG
Amorphotheca resinae ATCC 22711 is the source of this 2049-nucleotide messenger RNA. RefSeq lists its product as hypothetical. The transcript has 10 exons. Bases 1 to 2049 code for a protein of 682 amino acids. The record is from RefSeq and is a predicted model, not a curated record. Lineage: Eukaryota; Fungi; Ascomycota; Leotiomycetes; Helotiales; Amorphothecaceae.